Thamnophis elegans (Western terrestrial garter snake) is the source of this 1694-nucleotide messenger RNA. It is a transcript of the gene RAB23, whose product is annotated as RAB23, member RAS oncogene family. The transcript has 7 exons. NCBI's taxonomy places the organism in Eukaryota, Metazoa, Chordata, Lepidosauria, Squamata, Natricidae. Gene Ontology annotation, molecular function: GTPase activity; GTP binding. The coding region runs from base 251 to 964 and encodes 237 amino acids. The record is from RefSeq and is a predicted model, not a curated record.
GGCCAGGGAGAGAGCCUGGUCCCGCCCCCGCCGAAGCCAGGCGGCGGAGGCGGAGGGCGAGGCCGGCUGGCUGGCUGGCUGCUUGGCGAAGCGCCUCGUCUCCCCAUUCGGGAAAGCAGACGCAGCCGAGCAGGGAGCUUUCCCCAGCGAGUCCCGCCGCGGCCCUGACGGCUUUUCCGGCCGUGUGGAGUGGAGAAUUCAGAGAUCUAUACUAAAUUGAGAAAUAGUUACAACUUUCUGACCGAGCAAAAUGCUGGAAGAAGAUUUGGAGGUGGCCAUCAAAGUGGUGGUUGUUGGAAAUGGAGCUGUUGGGAAAUCUAGUAUGAUCCAGAGAUACUGCAAAGGAAUUUUUACAAAAGACUAUAAAAAAACAAUUGGAGUUGAUUUCUUGGAAAGAGAAAUGCAAGUCAAUGAUGAAGAUGUCCGGUUAAUGCUUUGGGAUACAGCAGGUCAAGAAGAAUUUGAUGCAAUUACUAAAGCUUAUUAUAGAGGAGCCCAGGCUUGUGUGCUUGUGUUUUCAACCGUUGAUAGGGAAUCUUUUGAAGCAAUCCCUACCUGGAGAGAGAAAGUUGUAUCUGAAGUCGGAGACAUUCCCACAGUUCUUGUUCAGAAUAAGAUUGACCUCCUGGAUUAUUCUUGUAUAAAAAAUGAGGAAGCAGAGGCACUCGCAAAAAAACUAAAAUUAAGAUUUUAUCGGGCAUCUGUAAAGGAAGACUUAAAUGUAACAGAAGUUUUUAGAUAUUUGGCUGAGAAGUACCUUCAAAAAUUUAAGCAACGAGUAAUGGAAGAUCCAGAAGUUGUACAUACAAGUAGUAACAGAAUUGGUGUUUUCAAUACGGCAGGGGGAAGUCAUUCUGGCCAGAAUUCCAACUUGCUUAACGGAGGUGACGUCAUCAACCUUAGGCCGAAUAAACAGAGGACCAAGAAAAACCGAAGCCCUUUCAGCAGCUGCAACAUACUCUAGAACUCAUGUUCUGACCAAAUUGUUUAACUGAAGUCCUUAAGGAACACAACUGGCUGUAGAAGUGUUUUUAUCAGUGUUUUAUAAGCAGAGUUGCACAUAAUGGACCUACACCGAUAGGGAAUACUGCUGUUUAAAUGAAUGACUCGUAAUGGCAGAUAGUGAGAUCCCAAGGGGGUCCGAAAUAAUACCAUUGACCGUGCAUUCAUUUGACAUUCAGUAAGACAACUUUCUAGCUGAAAGGAAUGAUGGAACUAAUAUAUACAGUAGGUUUCAUUUUAAGCAAAAUUUGAGCUGAAAUGCUUAAAAUAUCUCGUUCGUAAAAUAGUUUUUUCUACUUGUUAGAUCCUGUGGCUCAGAGGCAGAGCCUUAAUAAUGAAGCAAAAAUUAAACAUUUUUUUUUAAACAGUCCAGUAUAUAUUUUUGGCAACGUUGGUGGUGCAAUAUGUGUACGACUUAACAAAACUUAAACUGCAGUGUGUAUCUGCAGAAACAUCUUCAAAGAUUCAGGUAGCUAAACACAAAUUAGGUCUAAGUCGAAAGUUCUGGCAACAAAACAAGUAGUUUAACAACUUCAAACAUUUUCUUUUCUAAUGGUACUGGCACAUUUUAAUGUUCUCUACACUGUGGGCCUUAACUUUUUUUUAUUGUGUUGUGCCAAAAAUGUAAUGUUUAUGCUGCUAUGUUUUUAUUUUCGUCAGUUAUUAUCAAACACACUAUGUUCUAAAUUAUA